CCUUCCCUUCUUCCCUCACCCCCUUCCAUGUCUCCUUCCUCAAGGCUUCUUCAUACUCUCUCUCUCUCUCUCAAGACUGCUGCCUCCUCCUUUCGACAUCUUCAUCCCAAAGGGUAUCCAAAUCUGUUACGGGGCAGGAUUAUUUCAGAUGUUCUGUCCAUCUCUUAGCUCAUCUGUUCGAAUCCUAAUCGACUGAGAAGAAGAAGAAGAAGAAGAAGAAGAAGUGGGGGGUUCGGGGGCAGACAGAUUUAUGGGCAGAAAGGUCAUCUGUUAUGUCCUAAUCCUGGUACUGGAUCUGCUCAUCAGUUCAGCUUCAUGUUCAAGACUUCCCAAAUCCAGACGAGUCUCCAAAGAAGAGCAGUCACAGAAGCAGGAGAUCACCUACCCGAUCACCACCGUGCCCACGAUUAUCCCGGCCCCGUUCGCCACCUCCACCUCCCCCGUCAUAAACCCAACGUCGGACCCCGACUCAGUCGUGACCCCGAGCAUCCCCGUUGCCAUUACUUCCCCGCCCCCUUCGUUGAGCUCCAGCUGGUGUAUCGCGAGCCCCAGCUCCUCCCAGAUUGCCCUGCAGGUUGCCCUGGACUACGCCUGCGGGUAUGGCGGGGCUGACUGCUCGGGGAUCCAGUCUAAUGGCAAGUGUUACUACCCCAACUCAGUGCGCGACCAUGCCUCGUACGCGUUCAACCAGUACUACCAGAAGAACCCCCUCCCCACGAGCUGCAACUUUGCUGGGACUGCCGUGGUCACUAACACCGACCCAAGUACGGGGUCAUGUCAAUAUCCAUCCACGAGCACAAGCUCAUCAAUCUUAAACACCACAAACGCAAGUGGAGCCCCGGUGUUUGGUGCUGUCCCUUCGGGCCCUACAACCUCAGCAGCCGCAAGAUCACGGGACACUCCUACUCGCAUCUGGAGGAGCUUGGUCAUGUCGUCUGUACUGUUACUGGCUCGUAUCUGCAUCUGAAAUAUAUACUCGUUCGGUUUAAAAUAUGACACAGUCACUCGUUCUGAACUGAUUUACUUAGCUGACACAACGAGUGGGAAGCAAUGACAGAGAAAGAUCUAGCUCGGAUCGAAAACACCAAAGGCGCUCGUGGAUUGGCAGAGUGUGAGUGGGAUGAUGACUUGACGUUAGGUUAUUAUGAUUGAUGAUAUGUUGUGGGUUGAUUUUGUAAAGAGGACGGGUAUGGUCUGAUCUGUGGUUUUGUGGUGAUGAGUCUUGAGAUUGUUCAUACUUAUACAGUGGGCACAAAUGAUCAUUACAUAUUUGAAAA
This is a messenger RNA of Punica granatum (pomegranate), 1277 nucleotides long. Lineage: Eukaryota; Viridiplantae; Streptophyta; Magnoliopsida; Myrtales; Lythraceae. The record is from RefSeq and is a predicted model, not a curated record.